Molecule: messenger RNA, 2093 nt
Organism: Pisolithus orientalis
Lineage: Eukaryota; Fungi; Basidiomycota; Agaricomycetes; Boletales; Pisolithaceae
Product: chaperonin GroL
Exons: 4
Coding region: 55-1839 (594 amino acids)
Biological process (GO): apoptotic mitochondrial changes; mitochondrial unfolded protein response; protein refolding
Cellular component (GO): mitochondrial matrix; mitochondrial inner membrane
Molecular function (GO): ATP binding; protein-folding chaperone binding; ATP-dependent protein folding chaperone
Source: RefSeq, a predicted model, not a curated record
GGUUUUUCUUGUCUUCGCUCUUCGUCGUCAACACACACUCAGACUUACUUUACUAUGCUGUCUUCGUCGUCGUCCAAGGCUCUCCGUCGUGCAGCGGCCAAGGCUCCAACGCCGUCCCUCACGCGUGGUGCUCACAAGGAGAUCAGAUUCUCCAACGAAGGGCGGGCAAGCAUCCUCAAGGGCGUCGACGUCCUCGCAAACGCUGUCAGCGUCACCCUCGGUCCAAAGGGUCGCAACGUCAUCAUCGAGCAGUCAUUUGGCGGUCCAAAAAUCACAAAGGACGGUGUCACCGUUGCAAAAUCCAUCACUCUCAAAGAUAAGUUUGAGAACCUCGGUGCUCGCCUCGUCCAGGAUGUCGCGCAGAAAACCAAUGAAAUAGCAGGUGACGGUACAACCACCGCUACCGUGUUGGCACGCGCUAUUUACUCAGAGGGUGUCAAAAAUGUCGCCGCUGGUUGCAACCCGAUGGAUCUCCGGAGGGGCUCCCAGGCUGCCGUCGACCGCGUCGUCGAGUACCUCUCGGCCAACACAAAAACCAUCACGACGACUGCCGAGAUCGCUCAGGUCGCUACCAUCUCCGCAAACGGUGAUACCCAUGUCGGCAACCUCAUUGCUCAGGCAAUGGAGAAAGUCGGCAAGGAGGGUGUCAUCACCGUCAAGGAAGGGAAAACAAUCGAGGACGAGAUCGAAAUCACCGAGGGCAUGCGCUUCGACCGUGGCUUCAUCAGCCCCUACUUCAUCACCGACGUCAAGUCGCAAAAGGUCGAGUUCGAGAAACCCCUUGUCCUUCUGAGCGAAAAGAAGAUAUCUCUCCUUCAAGACAUCCUCCCCUCUCUUGAAGCUGCUGCCCACUCUCGUCGGCCUCUCGUCAUCGUCGCCGAGGAUGUCGAUGGUGAAGCACUCGCUGCUUGCAUCCUCAACAAACUCCGUGGUCAACUCCAGGUCGCAGCCGUCAAGGCUCCCGGAUUUGGUGAUAACCGCAAAUCCAUCCUUGGCGACCUUGCCAUCCUCACCGGCGGUACCGUCUUCACCGAUGAACUCGAUAUCAAGCUCGAGAAGGCGACCCCUGACCUCCUUGGUUCGUCUGGCUCCAUCACCAUCACCAAGGAGGACACUAUCGUCCUCAAUGGAGACGGUUCUAAGGACGCCAUUCAGGCGCGCUGCGAACAGAUCCGCGCUCUUCUUGCAGACCCCUCGACAAGCGAUUAUGACAAGACCAAACUCCAAGAGCGUUUGGCUAAGUUAAGCGGUGGUGUUGCCGUCAUCAAGGUCGGUGGUAGCAGUGAAGUAGAGGUUGGCGAAAAGAAAGAUAGGUACGAUGACGCUUUGAACGCUACGCGCGCGGCCGUCGAGGAAGGUAUUCUUCCUGGUGGUGGUGUGGCCCUCCUCAAGGCAUCCCUUGCCCUCGCUACCAACACCCCUGGAUCGUCCAGCUCGCCGACGCGCCCCGAUGCCAAAGUUGUCCCUACUGCCAACUUUGACCAGGAUCUUGGCGUGAACAUCAUCCGCCGUGCGAUCAGCCACCCCGCCCGCACCAUCCUCAGCAACGCUGGUGAGGAAGCGUCCGUUAUCGUUGGCACUCUUCUCAACAAGUACGGUGAUGCCGAGAACUUCUCCAUGGGCUACGAUGCUAGCAAAGGCGAGUACGUGGACAUGAUCAAAGCUGGCAUUGUAGACCCUCUCAAGGUCGUUCGCACUGCUCUCGUUGACGCCUCCGGUGUUGCCAGCUUGCUGACAACGAGUGAAGCAUGCGUUGUCGAGGCAGAGGAGGAGAAACCUGCGGGCCCUGCAGGUGGCAUGGGCGGUAUGGGAGGCAUGGGAGGCAUGGGCGGUUUCUAAACAGGUGGCAGCACAGAUGCGUUGCAGCUCCUGAAGAUUGAACCCGCCGGUGGAUUUUAUUACUUAUAUUCUUAUAUGCUAACCGUUACGACUCAUCGCCCGUGCACGCAUCUUCGUCGACGCCCAUAUCCCCACUACCCUUCGCAUUGCAUUUUCAUUACACGGUAUUUACGUACUAGUCAUAGUCAUGUCCCCCUUUACUUAAUCCCAAUGGCAUCACCACUCAGCCUGAUCUUUAUAGGGUUUGUGAAGCG